ACAUUUUAUCAUUUAACGCUUUCGUUUUUCUUUUCCUCACAUUUUGUUUAUCAAAAUUUAAUUCUAAUUUGUAUUUAUGUAUUAAACGAAAACAGUAUUUAACUAUAGCGAAAUAGUAUAGUGUUUUUUUUUCGAUUAUGCGUAAAUUGAGUUAAAAUAUAAAAAUAUUUGAUUAAGUAGUUUGAUUUAUCAUUUCGAGGGCAAAAACAACCACGAAAAAGCUCUCGCUUUAUUUUGUUAUCACAAUAAAAGAAAAGGAGAUCGCAAGAAAAACGUGUUCAUUUAACCAAUUGCUUUAGGAAGAUGUGUGAUAUGCCUAGCACAUCUUUGAAUGAACUUCAUGGGAUGACAUCUGACUCUGCGAUGUUAAAUCCUGAAGUAGCAGAAGAAGAAAGACAGAAUUUGCAGAAAAUUAUAGCUGCUUUAAGAUAUUAUCGAACACACUUGUUAAAUCGUGUCAAUAAGACCACCAAUUAUUUGAAUAGUCUGCCUAAACGCCAUCAAGACAUGCUUGUUAAAUAUCGUCAUCACCUAAAUGUAGUUCGUGAUUGCAUUGACAAAAAUCAAAUGGUUAUCAAAAAAAUGUUGAGAGACAAUUUAUUGUUAGGUGGAGGUAAUGCCGGCCCUGAGAUUACCCAAAAAGAUUUGGACGGUCAUGCAACUAAAAUUAGACAUCAGGACAUGGAGCACUCUGAUGAGCAUGUUGAACCUUUUCAAAUUUUAAAGGCCCAAUCGACAUUGAAAGCCAUUGCUCGAGAUUGGAGUAUGGAAGGAGCUGAAGAACGUGAACAAUCGUAUAAGCCAAUCAUAGAUGCUAUUGAGCAUUAUUACAAUCCCAAGGACUUAAAAAUUAACGAGAUCAAGAUUUUAGUUCCGGGUUCUGGUUUGGGACGUUUAACUUAUGAGUUGGCGUGUCGCGGUUACGAGUGCGAGGGGAAUGAGUUUUCUUACUUCAUGUUACUUGCUUCGAAUUUUGUUCUUAAUUGCUGCAAGGAAGAGAACAUGCAUACUUUAUAUCCUUGGGUGCAUCAGAACGUUAACAACUUGCAUAGAGCCGAUCAAGUGGCAGCUGUACGCUUUCCUGACGUGUGCCCUGAUAAGAACAAGCCCACAGGCCUUCUUUCAAUUGUAGCUGGCGAUUUUCUCGAGGUGUACAAAGCUCCAAGUUGUUUCCAUUGCGUGGCUACAUGUUUUUUUAUAGACUGUGCCAACAAUGUCGUAGAUUUCAUCGAGACUAUAUACAACAUUUUGAUGCCGGGGGGUAUAUGGGUAAAUUUGGGACCUCUGCUUUAUCAUUUCAGUGACGUACCAAACGAACAGAGUAUUGAGCCCACCUAUGAAGACAUUCUACACAUAAUUAGCUGCAUUGGGUUUGAAGUCCUAACGUCAAAAUCUGGCAUACGCACCAAAUACGCUCAAAAUCCCCAAUCAAUGUUAAAAAGUGAAUACGAAAGUCUAUUUUGGAUUUGUCGGAAACCGUUGACUAAUACUAUUGAAGCAGCGGUUGACGGAAUGCAGUCUUCCGCUGAAAUCAGGGAUGAGCGUUGUGAUAUAAACGGCUAUAAUGAAUGCUAAAGUCAAAAGUAAUAGUGA
Glossina fuscipes is the source of this 1593-nucleotide messenger RNA. RefSeq names its product carnosine N-methyltransferase. The record is from RefSeq and is a predicted model, not a curated record. Lineage: Eukaryota; Metazoa; Arthropoda; Insecta; Diptera; Glossinidae. Bases 304 to 1575 code for a protein of 423 amino acids. The transcript has 5 exons. Gene Ontology annotation, molecular function: S-adenosylmethionine-dependent methyltransferase activity.